CAACAUUCAUUCAUGCAAAACUUAACUAUUGCUGAAUUCUAACUUUUAAAAUAGAUCUCAAAUUCCGAUUUUAUUCAUGUAUAAUAUUUAAUAGGUCUUAGAUUUGUAAAGUUAAAAAUAUUAAUGAUAAUUAAAACUACACACUAAAAAUUGCAGAUCUUAAGUAUUCUUAAUUGGGUGAGUAUGAGAAGGAGAUACUAAAUAAGAUUGAUUCUCCAAGAAUUAUCAAAUUUAUAGAUCUGAGAGUGGAACAAUAAUAUUCAUUAACAAUUUUAGAAGACUUUGAAUGUAUUAUUUGUGGGAUUGAAACUAGAUACUCUCGAAGAAUUUUGGUAUUAAAAUAAUCAACAGUUUUCAGAAAUCAUGGCUUUGGAAAUAACUAAAAAUAUUUUAGAGGGAUUAGAAAUUUUAGAAUAAUAAAACAUUGUUCAUGCAAAUUUAUGUAUGAAAAAUAUCUACAUAAAAUAAUUUAAUUCAAAAAUAGCAAACUUUGAAUAUGCCCACUUUAAUAGAAAAGUUUUAUAAAUAUUUAUAAAUUUAGAGUUUACUUUAAGCAUAAGAAUACCAUAAUAAUGCUCCUGAAUAGUUCACACCAGUAUAUCUAUCAUCCAAGACAGAUAUUUUCUCUCUUGGUUGUAUGCUAUUUGCGAUGAUUUUUCGAUAAUAUCCUUUUAAUGCUGACAGUAUCCAUAAUUAUUUUGAGUAAAUAUAAUAAGGUAAUUUAAUUCUAUUAGACUUUUAGGGUAGCUUUAGACUAAUGAUGACAAAGAUAUGAAAGAAGAUAAUUUUGCUAUCAAUUUAAUAAAACAAAUGGUCUAAUAUAAUCCUAAGUAAAGACCUGAAAUUAAGGAGAUUAUACAAAUGAUAGACAAAAAAAAUGGAAAUAAAAUGGGGUAAACUACAGUGUUCCAAACUUAAACACCUUAAACCAAUCCGAAUCUUUGGGGAGGAAAUAAUCAAAAUUUUAUAUUAGAAACUCAACAUUUUACGCUUGAAUUUGUUGAAUCCGUCUCAAAGAAUGCUUUAUUUUUUUUUGAAGUUGCAGAAAAAUUUGGAGGAAAAUAAUUUUAUCAUUGGAAAAAGACUACGUAUCCUAGAUUUAUGUUGUACAAAAGAAGCUAUAGCGAACUUUUAUAGUUUACUAAAGAUGCCAGCGCAAGAACUAAUCCUAAUGAAUUCAAAAUAUGUCUUGAAAAAAAUGAAAAAACUUUAUUUAAAUUAAAAACCAUUUUGGAAUAAAUUUUGAAGUUGUUAAAGUAUUUCAUAUUAUUUAAUUUAGAAAUAAAGAGGAAUACUAGUAUUAAAUCACUAAAUGGGAACAAGAAUUGAAUAUCGAUACAAAUGCACUAUUCUAUAAUAAUUAUCAAAAGGCUCUUUAAUAUUUAUUAGAGUAUUUUAAAGUAUCUUAAAUACCUUAUUCAAAAUAAAAAGAAUCGUAAUAGAAAUUAAAGGAAAUGUUAAUUCUUUAACUCUAGGUUCAGGCAUGUGUAACUUUUAACCCACAUUUUGAUAAUCAAAAGACUAAGUUGGAAGAAUUAGAAGAAUUUGAAAAAUAAACAAAUGAAUUCCUCCUAAAGAAGGCUGGAUAUGAAAAAUGAAUUAUAAUUUAAUU
Messenger RNA from Paramecium octaurelia, 1612 nucleotides. Lineage: Eukaryota; Ciliophora; Oligohymenophorea; Peniculida; Parameciidae. The record is from the annotation of a GenBank genome assembly.